UCAUUUUUCAAGUUCUUUCCUAAUCAAUAACAUUACGAGAUCGAGGUGUUGGGAAAGUAAAUCUAUACAUAUCAAGUGAACUGAGUACAGUAUUUGUAAAAGCUUUGUUGCACACUGACUAGGCACUAAAUCACAUGUUGCAUAAACUGGAUAGUGUAUUUCGUAGGCAACUUACAUGUUCUUAUAUUGGAAAGUGUCAUCUAAAGUGUUUUGAAGAGGCUUCCAUUUAUUUUUAAACACAGAAAUAUACUCUAAACUAAUACUAAUAAAUUAGUUUGAACAAUUUUUCAUAUAGUUUUGUAAUUUUUAAUUGUCUAAAUGAUAAAAAGUAACAUGACAGUACAAAUAAUUAUUAUUCAUCAAUGAUUGACUAGGACCCCAAAUGUCACCCAAAAAUAUAUCUUGGCACAUGCUAUAGCAUUAUGAAAGUGGGAAAACAAAAUAGAGGAAAAAUCUAAUAUAUUAAUUUACCAUGGUCCACUAUUAAAAUUACUUGUUAUAAUCUGGUUAAAAAAAUUACUUGUAUAUCCUUAAUCCACUUAGCAAUCAACAUAAUUACCAUCAAAAGAAAAAUUAGAAAAAAAAUCUGAUAUGAGAGAAAUAUUUUUGAGAAAUUGCAUCCACUAUACACAACAAAAACCAAAAUUCAUUAACUAACUAAAAACAACCUCUCUCUCUCUCUUACUUUCUCUUCCUAUCUCUCUCUCUACUCUCUCUCUCUCAAAAUCUAAUUUCCCUUAUUUUUUUGGUUAUUUAAUAAAUAAGCCCAAUAUUUUUUUUUGAGCAAACAUGAGAGAAAAAUAAAAAAAAAGUAAGAAAAUUGUAAAAAAAGUAUAUAAACAGAGAAACUGAGCUGUGAGAAAAAACUGUAGCUAUCAAUGGUGUGGGCGCUUAAUGGUUUAUCAUCACUGUCUCCUUCCCUUUUAACAAUGGUGUUUUGACCUCUCUCUCUCCUCCUCUCUCCUUCAACUUGUUGUGGCAAUCCCUAAUAAACCCCUAAUUUUUCUUUCAUUUCCAUUUUGAUUUGCCUCGCGUAUACUUCUUCGUUGUGCUUCUUAAGAAUCAGAUAAACCCCUCUCUCUUCUUUGCUUUUCUUAGCUCAUCAGUAAGAUACGCCAAAGAUAUCCUCUUGAAGGGUUUAUCGCCCUUAUUUUCGGGGAAUUCGAUUCAGUAGAAAAGAGAUUCCCUUUUCGAUUCGUCUUCUCCGAGAUUCUCUCUCUCUUUAGUUUAUCCGAGUUAUUAGUGUGUUUCUGUGGAUCUCUAGCUUGUGGAACGCUACAAGAUUCGAACUUUGCUGAUAGUCUGUUUGGAAUCCUAGUCUGAUUAGAUUUAGAAAAAAUGACUGUGGAAGAAGUUAGUGAUGGUUCUGCGUGGAGUAGGGAAGAUGAUAUUGCCUUCGAGAGAGCUCUUGCUAAUCAUACAGAUGAAUCCGAGGAAAAAUGGGAGAAUAUUGCUGCUGAUGUUCCAGGGAAAAGUGUUGACCAGAUUAAAGAGCAUUACGAGCUUUUAGUUGAGGAUGUUGAUAGGAUUGAGUCAGGAUGUGUCCCUCUUCCUUCUUACCGUUCUCCUCUUGACGAUGCUGGUGACGAUGGUGGAAGCAGUAAGAGAGGAGGUAACAGUCAUGACCAGGGAAGCAAAGCGAAGGCUGAUCAAGAACGGAGAAAGGGUAUUGCCUGGUCUGAGGAUGAGCACAGGUUAUUUCUUCUUGGUUUGGAUAAGUACGGGAAAGGUGACUGGCGUAGCAUUUCUCGUAACUUUGUGGUAACAAGAACACCGACCCAAGUAGCGAGCCAUGCAAAGUACUUCAUUCGUCUAAACUCAAUGAACAAAGACAGAAGACGAUCAAGCAUUCACGACAUUACUAGUGUUGGCGACGCAGAUGUCUCAACGCCACAAGGACCGAUCACUGGUCAGAAUCAGAACAACAACACCAACAACACCGGUUCUGCUGCUGUUGUUGGAGGAGGAAACAAAUCAGCCAAGCAACCCGCCUCCCAACCACCACCUGGACCUCCUAUGUAUGGAACACCCACCAUAGGUCAACCAGUAAGUGGACCAUUGGUCUCAGCAGUUGGAACACCUGUGAACCUCUCAGCUCCGCCUCACAUGGCUUAUGGAGUCCAUUCUGCUCCAGUCCCUGGAUCAGUGGUUCCUGGUGCACCUAUGAACAUGGCUCAGAUGCCGUACACCAUGCCGAGGACACCAACUGCUCAUAGGUAACGUCGAAAGUACCUUUGUUAUGAUAGUGCUCUCUGUUUAGGUGUAAGAAAGCUGUGUAAAGGAUUUAGUUAAUAUUCCUUGAGCGAGUUUUUUUUAUUACUUGUGGGAUUUUUACGAGAUCGAAUAAGAAAGAUAUUAAUCUUUA
Messenger RNA from Brassica napus (rape), 2365 nucleotides. Its product is annotated as transcription factor SRM1. The record is from RefSeq and is a predicted model, not a curated record. Gene Ontology annotation, molecular function: DNA binding. NCBI's taxonomy places the organism in Eukaryota, Viridiplantae, Streptophyta, Magnoliopsida, Brassicales, Brassicaceae.